Mercenaria mercenaria is the source of this 3270-nucleotide messenger RNA. RefSeq names its product putative inhibitor of apoptosis. NCBI's taxonomy places the organism in Eukaryota, Metazoa, Mollusca, Bivalvia, Venerida, Veneridae. The transcript has 2 exons. Gene Ontology annotation, biological process: regulation of cell cycle. The record is from RefSeq and is a predicted model, not a curated record. The coding region runs from base 148 to 1098 and encodes 316 amino acids. Gene Ontology annotation, cellular component: spindle microtubule; cytoplasm; nucleus.
GAGUUUAAAUUUAGAUGUACUAUUUUUUAUUAUAAAGUGGGAUUCCAUAUAUUGUAAGAAAAAAAAACAGGAAGGAGGAUAUUUUAAAGUACGUGUCUUAAAUUAUAUUUCAUAUUCAUUCUCCUGUUUGUGAAAUAUUGGUAUUAGAUGGCUGGUGUUCUAUCGAGAUCACAAAUUUCAGAAGAUAUUCAAGAUUAUUUUCGCAAAGACAGAAGAAGAAAUCCAGGAAAUAACCAUACAUCUGUUAACACGUCACAUAAUAAAUCACCAAGAAACAGAGACAAUCCAUCAAAAUGCGAUACCUUGGGAAUACUGAUUGACAGACCAAAACACAAACAGUAUGGUACUCUUCAGUCCCGAAUUGCUUCAUUCGAAAAUUGGCCACAGGAUAAAACACAAGAGGUAAGGCAGUUAGCUGAAGCUGGAUUUGGGUAUACAGGAGUGGACGAUUCUGUUAGAUGUUUUUAUUGCAGUAUAGGACUAAAAGACUGGCUAGAAGGAGCUUGUCCCUGGGAACAUGUUCUAGCCAGCCCUGAUUGUGGUCACGUGAUGCAGUGUAAAGGUAAAGGGUAUAUCAGAAAAAUUCUAGGAGAAAAAGACCAAGACUCUGAUGUUGACGUGGACGAUUCAGAUGAAGUAGUGGAUACUGUACAGCUAGCUAUAAAUAGAAACGAAGGUGCUGUUAUUGCUGCAAGAGAAUAUUGUACAGAUGAAGAUAUCUUAAAAAGAGCAAUAAAAACAUUGAUCAAGCAAGACGCACAGAAACAAUUCUCAGCUGUCGAUCUUAUAAAAGUUAUACAAGAAUUUGAGGAAACAAACGAAAAUGCAAACGCGACAUCACAGCUUUCCGAAGACGAAGAGCAAGACGAUAUAGAAACAGACGAAGAUAUUUCUGAAGAAGAAGAAGAUAUGAAAGAAACCAACAGAAAAUUAAAGGAACCAGUAACGUGUAAAAUAUGUUAUGAUGCAAUUGCAUGUAUUAUUACAUUACCAUGCGGCCACAUGGUUUGUUGCUCCCAAUGUAUUUCAGCACUAACUAAAUGCGCAGUCUGUAGAACCCAAAUUAAAGGCACCGUCCGAGCUCUGAUGGCCGUUUGAAAAAAUAUACUUAAUACAUGUAACUGACUGAUGCUUGUCGACAACAGAAACUUUCAAUAUCUUUGACUGUCCUUCAUUUGCAGUCCACAUAUUAGUCAUAGUUUGAGCACUUUUUCUAAUUAAAAAUGUUAUGUGCUUAUAUAUUUACUUUAUUUUAAACUCAAGGCAGUAUUAACAUUUUUGAAUGGGAGCCUUCCUCAAAUAUUUGUACUAGAUAUUUACAAAACGUGAUAUUUACAAAAUUUUGAGUAAAAGAUAAAUUAUUUUUAUUUAUCAGAGUUGAAGCACUUGUUCACACAAAGGACUGUUAAACAACAAUAAAUGUAUAUGAACAAUAAUUUCAUUUAUACUUUAACUUGAAUUUCGUAAACUCAUUCUUAACUCGCAUAUAAACUAUUUUUUAAUUUUAGUUUUCUGCUGACCUUUUAACCCGAUGAUGCAUGGUAUAUAAGGUAACUUUAAACGACUGUUCACGUCCUGCGGUGUAAAUAAUACUUAAUGAAGACAUGCGAUGAAAGGAGCUGAAAGUUCAAGCUUUUAGCUUUCUUUUGCAUAGGCAUAUCCAUCAUCCUGAACAAUAAUUAUGUUACGUGAGCAGAUGGUUUUGCUCUUUGUUGCCUGGAAUAUUAUCUGAGGUGGUUAUAAUGUAAUUCUGAAUGGCGAUUUGAGCGGGCUGUCUUUAUAAGCUUUCAGAUUCAUAGGAAUAUUACCGCUGCUGUAAUAUUUAGUUAUAAUGAUUGAUGACGAGCGAGGGCAGAGAGAAAACUAUUUGUUGUGUCUUGAUAAUUAUUAGACGCAGACAAUUCCCAAUAUGCAUAUGAAUAUCGCAUCCCUUUGUGUUGAUAAUACAUGUACUUUAUAAAUGAUGUGCGAGCGAAAUGAGCUGAAUUUGUUUAUGCCUACAGCUUUAUAUUGCAUAGAAAAAGCACGUGACAUAGCGUACACUUGACAGAAUUUUAGACAGACGUGCGCGCGCCUGAUGCGCCCCUAUUGUAAACGACCUGUAAUGUAUUUUUUUUUCAAAAGUAGGGACCUACCAAGUUCAAGAAAUGUAUGUACAAAGUUUCUCAUAUUUGUUUGUUUUUCGUUAUUUAGCCUCUUGUGCCCACCACACAGGUUGACUUUCAAAAGUUGUAUUUUAAUAAGUUUUUGCUAUUAGACUGAGACAGACAUAUAUCCUUGGAAUAUAGAACACUACACUACAGCGGAGGCAGUGAUCAUAAUUGGGAUCUUAACCCGUUUAGUUAAUAGCAUGGAUCCUAUAAAUUAACUGAUUAAUGUCUCUAGUGUCCGCAGUAUUUUGCUAAUGAUAUUAAUUUACAUUAUCAAAAUUGUCUUUUUAAUAGUGUAAAUAUAAACAGAGCUUCAAAGUUAAUAAUGCAGAGAGAUAUGUGACUACUUAUUAUUUCAGUGAUCAGUCUUUAUAAACAAAGAGAUAUGACUACCUAUUGUUUCAACGACCAUUCUUUAUAAACAAACACCAAAACGUAAUAGUUUUACACUCAUAGGAUACAUAAUGUACCUUUCACGAUUGAUUCACUAUGUAGCAUAAGCUCAUUAAAAAUGUCAUGCAACAUAAUAAAUUGUUACGUAGUAUUUUCAAAAUGUAGCGAUGCCUUUGCAUUUUUCUAAUAAAGGGUAUUCCGAAGUAGGAAAAACUGUAAAUCUUAAACAUAAAUAAAUUAUUUCUAUGUACAAAAUGUGAUUUUUUUAUAAUGAAGUUCUUGAUAUUUAUAUGCUAUUUGACUUUUUAGUAGUAUUUUAUUAGCUUAUCAAAGUGUUCUCCGUUGUUUAUUUGUAAAUACAAUAUGACAUGUAAGACGCCUAAAAUUUCAAAAUAGCACAGUCACAUAGAGAAAGAGAAAGAAAAACCCACACUACUAGUUAUCCACAAUCCCGUUUACUAGAACAUAAUAACAUACUUGUGUACUAUGUACUGUAUUAGAAUAUUUGUGUACUAUACUGUAGAAUAAGGGUUUUUGAAACAUCAAUAACCUAAAUGUUUUACUUCAUUACUGAUAUUCCUGAUUAGUAUGAUUAUUUGACUUUAUACUGAAUAGAUACCGUACUUAUGAUCUGUGCGUGCUGAAUACCCACUUGAAUGAUUUACUCAAGCAAUUACACAAAAUCUGUACUUAUUCUUGCUUGUAUGCCGAAUAAAUUUGAAACUUA